AUGCCAUUUCCUCAGAAACUCUGUCAAGAGGAAAGGGAUAAACAGUUUGCUCGCUUUGUGGUGUAUCUCAAAACACUAGAGAUAAAGAUCCCUUUUGUAGAAGCUCUUGAACAGAUACCUUCUUAUGCAAAGUUCAUGAAGGAUAUUCUAAGUCAUAAGAAAGAUUGGAGGGAGACACAAACAGUCAUCCUCACUGAGGAAUAUAGUGCAAUCAUUCAGAACAGCUUACCAAAGAAGCUUAAAGAUCCUGGAAGCUUUAUGAUACCAUACAUUCUAGGUGAUGCUUGUACAAGGACAGCUCUAUGUGACCUUGGAGCAAGCAUCAACCUAAUACCUACUUCUUUAAUAAAUAAGCUCUGUUUGAUUGAGGAAGUCAAACCAACCCGCAUGUUCCAUCAACUUGCUGAUGGGUCUAUUAAGAUACCAUCAGGAGUGAUAGAGGACAUGAUUGUCAAGGGGCACAAGAGUGCAUCUCUCAUCCUAGGAAGACCCUUCCUAGUUACAGGACAAACCUUCAUUGAUGUUGAAAAAGGGGAAGUAACCCUAAGAGUCAAUAAGGAGAAGUUCGUACUGAAUGCUGUGAAGGCUAUGCAGCAUCCAGACAUUCCUGAGGAAUGCAUGAGCAUUGACUUCAUUGAUUCCCUGGUGGAAGAAGUCAACAUGGCCAAAAGCUUCAAGGACAGGCUUGAUGAUAUCCUUGAUGAUACUCAGCCUGACUCAGAGAAAAUUCUGGAAACCUCUAACGAAAUGGAGAAGCUAAGAAUCCAAGAGGUUACCUUGCAUAAGGACUCGAUAAUAUUCAACGUUCUCAAACCUCCAUUACCCCUUGACAAGGGAGGCACUUGCAUAAAGGAUUCAGCAUCCAAGCCUCCACCCUUGGAUGGAACUUAUUCAAUCCAUCCUAAGACCAAACGUAAGUUUGUUGUUGGAUGUACACCAUCCACCUAG
Molecule: messenger RNA, 948 nt
Organism: Arachis stenosperma
Lineage: Eukaryota; Viridiplantae; Streptophyta; Magnoliopsida; Fabales; Fabaceae
Exons: 2
Coding region: 1-948 (315 amino acids)
Source: RefSeq, a predicted model, not a curated record